Molecule: messenger RNA, 1983 nt
Organism: Labrus mixtus (cuckoo wrasse)
Lineage: Eukaryota; Metazoa; Chordata; Actinopteri; Labriformes; Labridae
Product: chemerin-like receptor 1
Exons: 2
Coding region: 361-1374 (337 amino acids)
Biological process (GO): chemotaxis; regulation of calcium-mediated signaling; positive regulation of macrophage chemotaxis
Cellular component (GO): plasma membrane
Molecular function (GO): complement receptor activity; G protein-coupled receptor activity
Source: RefSeq, a predicted model, not a curated record
AAUGCAUGCGUCAAAGGGGAUCUCCGUUUAGAGGUUGCAACAUAGAUAUAAGCAUUUAGAUAUAUACGCUGUUGUAGGACUUGAAACAGCCAUUUUAAAAGCAUCUGAUAAACCUCUCUGAAAGUGUGAUGUGACCUCUUUAUUGGCUUUCAUUUACAAAGGCAAAAUAUGCUUUCUGGAGCUGGAGGAAUAUGGACUCUCAUUUCUAACAUGUCUGGUCGAUUCUGAUAAAAUGUCACUUUCGUCAGCUACUCUGCCCAGGAAAGAGAAGUGAGAAGCUUGCGACCAGCUGGAGGAAGUCAGGACAGAAGGCACAACACGGAUUGACUCCACAUCAAGAUUUAACGUAAAGUCACCAGCAUGGAUGUGGAUUAUGUCGAAUAUGGCGAUUACACUCCUGACAAUGAAACUGAGAACAGCUCCAGCACAUCUGUGAACUUCAGCAGUUCUCAGUCGCAGUCUUUGACUCAUGUCCUGGUAGUGAUAAAUAUCAUUAUAUCUGUUAUUGGCCUUGGAGGAAAUUCGCUAGUGAUCUGGAUCUGUGGAUGGAAAAUGAAGAGAACUGUCCUCACCACUUGGUACAUCAGUUUGGCCAUUUCAGACUUUCUGUUCUGUGCCUUUUUGCCCCUUGAAGUUUUCUACAUGAUCACCUCACACUGGCCUUUUGGACUGGUGUUGUGUAAGCUCACCUCUUCCGCCCUGUUUCUCAACAUGUACAGCAGUGUGUUCCUGUUGGUUCUGAUCAGCAUGGAUCGCUGUUUAAUGAUCUCCUUUCCCGUGUGGUCACAUAACCAUCGGACAGUGCGGAGAGCGUUUGGAGUCGUUCUGCUCAUGUGGCUCCUUUCUGCCCUCCUGACGCUGCCUUCACUGAUCUUUAGGCAGAUCACAGUCCACGGUUCAGUCACGCAGUGCUACACAGGUUACAUGGGCCACUCCAGACACAGGGCGGUGGUACUAAUCCGGUUCAUCUGUGGGUUCCUGAUCCCCUUCCUGAUGAUGGUGUUCUGCUGCUCAGUGCUCAGUGUUAAGCUGAGUCGUUUGACCAUGAAGUCAACAAAGCCGUACAAAGUCAUGGCGGCUCUCAUCCUGACGUUUUUCUUCUGUUGGGUGCCCUAUCAUAGCUUCGUUCUCUUAGAGUUGGACCUGAAGAACCAAAGCCUGGAAGUACUUCAGAUUGGCCUGAAGGUGGGGGCCACGCUGGCUUCAGCAAACAGCUUCAUUUCCCCGGUUCUCUACGUGUUUAUUGGUAACGACUUUAAACAAAUUCUAAAACGCUCUUUGACAUCAAGGAUAGAGGAUGCCAUGGCUGAGGAUUUCCGCACAGAAAGGUCAAGGUCAAAGACAAUGGAAGUUAUCCAGAAUCAAGUGUUAUAAAGGACAAGAACCCACUGACUUGAGGCGAGGCUCAACAUGUUGCUCAGGAUAAGAUCAGGUGGAAGCAGAUAGGAAGAAGGAAUUAAGCAACAUGAACCCAGAGUCAAAAAUGAUCCUAAACAUUUUUUCAUUGACAGAAUCAAAUGUUUUUGCAUGUUCAACCUCAGGUGCACCCUACUGUAAAUACAUGUAUGAUUUAUUUAUCAUGAUGAUGAAGCCUCAUGCAUUUUUAACACAAUUUAAAAAUUGCAUUACAUAAUGUUAUUUAGGACUUUGUUGGUGAGUAAGUGAUUUUCUCACUGACAUCUCAGACAUUUUAAAUCUUUAGAUGUAUUAUAUCUGUAAAUUCAUUAUGUUUUCAAAUCAGCUUGCUUGAAAUUGUCUUGUGUACUAGUGGUAAACAUUUUGAAUCAUAUUCAGCCUUUAAAAUAUAUUAUGCUUUUGAAGGGAGUUGUCUUUAUUGGAGUGUAUAAAAGGAACUUUGCUUGUUGUAACUUCCUCCUGCAAAGUUUGUGAAAUGAAAACUUCUCUUAAAAGUUACCCUGCUGAAUGGUGUGUGGUUCUUUUUUUAUUUCUGUGUUCGCUUUUUUAAUAAAACUUUGAAUCGCC